Oncorhynchus keta (chum salmon) is the source of this 3528-nucleotide messenger RNA. Its product is annotated as filaggrin-2-like. Lineage: Eukaryota; Metazoa; Chordata; Actinopteri; Salmoniformes; Salmonidae. The record is from RefSeq and is a predicted model, not a curated record. The coding region runs from base 1292 to 2782 and encodes 496 amino acids. The transcript has 8 exons.
GUAGUAGGACACGGGCAGGUAGUAGGACACGGGCAGGUAGUAGGACACGGGCAGGUAGUAGGACACGGGCAGGUAGUAGGACACGGGCAGGUAGUAGGACACGGGCAGGUAGUAGGACACGGGCAGGUAGUAGGACACGGGCCGGUUGUAGGACACGGGCCGGUUGUAGGACACGGGCCGGUAGUAGGACACGGGGAGGUAGUAGGACACGGACAGGUAGGACACGGGCAGGUAGUAGGACACGGGCCGGUAGUAGGACACGGACACGGGCAGGUAGUAGAACACGGGCAGAUAGUAGGACACGGACUGGUAGUAGAACACGGACACUUGCAGGUAGUAGAACACGGGCAGGUAGUAGAACACGGGCCGGUAGUAGGACACGGGCAGGUAGAAGAACACGGCCGGUAGUAGGACACGGGCAGGUAGUAGAACACGGGCAGGUAGUAGAACACGGGCAGGUGGUAGAACACGGGCCGGUAGUAGAACACGGGCCGGUAGUAGAACACGGGCCGGUAGUAGAACACGGGCCGGUAGUAGAACACGGGCAGGUAGAACACGGGCAGGUUGUAGGACACGGGCAGGUUGUAGGACACGGGCAGGUUGUAGGACACGGGCAGGUUGUAGGACACGGGCCGGUUGUAGGACACUGACACGGGCAGGUAGUAGGACACGGGCAGGUAGUAGGACACGGGCAGGUAGUAGGACACGGGCAGGUAGUAGGACACGGGCACGUAGUAGAACACGGACACGGGCAGGUAGUAGGACACGGGCAGGUAGUAGGACACGGGCACGUAGUAGAACACGGACACGGGCAGGUAGUAGAACACGGGCAGGGAGUAGGACACGGGCAGGUAGUAGGACACGGGCAGGUAGUAGGACACGGGCAGGUAGUAGGACACGGGCCGGUUGUAGGACACGGGCAGGUAGUAGGACACGGGCAGGUUCUACUACAGGACACGGGCAGGUAGUAGGACACUGGCCGGUUGUUUGACACGGGCCGGUUGUUUGACACGGGCCGGUAGUAGGACACGGGCAGGUAGUAGGACACGGGCAGGUAGUAGAACACGGGCAGGUAGUAGGACACGGGCAGGUAGUAGGACACGGGCAGGUAGUAGAACACGGGCCGGUAGUAGGACACGGGCAGGUAGUAGAACACGGGCAGGUAGCUCAGUUGGUAGAGCAUGGCGCUUGUAACGCCAGGGUAGUGGGUUCGAUUCCCGGGACCACCCAUACGUAGAAUGUAUGCACACAUGACUGACUGUAAGUCGCUUUGGAUAAAAGCGUCUGCUAAAUGGCAUAUAUUAUUAUUAUUAUAUAUAUUAUUUAUUAUAUAUUAUAUUAUAUUAUAGAACACGGGCUGGUAGAACACGGGCAGGUAGUAGAACACGGGCAGGUAGUAGGACACGGACAAGGCCAGGUAGUAGAACACGGGCAGGUAGUAGAACACGGACCGGUAGUAGAACACGGGCAGGUAGUAGAACACGGACAAGGCCAGGUAGUAGAACACGGGCAGGUAGUAGAACACGGACCGGUAGUAGGACACGGACACGGGCAGGUAGUAGAACACGGGCAGGUAGUAGGACACGGACACGGGCAGGUAGUAGAACACGGGCAGGUAGUAGGACACGGACCGGUAGUAGGACACGGACACGGGCAGGUAGUAGGACACGGACCGGUAGUAGGACACGGACACGGGCAGGUAGUAGGACACGGACCGGUAGUAGGACACGGACACGGGCAGGUAGUAGGACACGGACCGGUAGUAGGACACGGGCAGGUAGUAGGACACGGGCAGGUAGUAGGACACGGGCAGGUAGUAGGACACGGGCAGGUAUUAGGACACGGUCAGGUAUUAGGACACGGACCGGUAGUAGGACACGGACACGGGCAGGUAGUAGGACACGGACCGGUAGUAGGACACGGACACGGGCAGGUAGUAGAACACGGGCAGGUAGUAGAACACGGACCGGUAGUAGGACACGGGCAGGUAGUAGAACACGGGCCGGUUGUAACACUGACACGGGCAGGUAGUAGAACACGGGCAGGUAGUAGAACACGGACAAGGCCAGGUAGUAGAACACGGGCAGGUAGUAGAACACGGACCGGUAGUAGGACACGGACACGGGCAGGUAGUAGAACACGGGCAGGUAGUAGGACACGGACACGGGCAGGUAGUAGAACACGGGCAGGUAGUAGGACACGGACCGGUAGUAGGACACGGACACGGGCAGGUAGUAGGACACGGACCGGUAAUAGGACACGGACACGGGCAGGUAGUAGGACACGGACCGGUAGUAGGACACGGACACGGGCAGGUAGUAGGACACGGACCGGUAGUAGGACACGGACACGGGCAGGUAGUAGGACAUUGGCAGGUAGUAGGACACGGACACGGGCAGGUAGUAGGACACGGGCAGGUAGUAGGACACGGGCAGGUAGUAGGACACGGGCAGGUAUUAGGACACGGUCAGGUAUUAGGACACGGACCGGUAGUAGGACACGGACCGGUAGUAGGACACGGGCAGGUAGUAGGACACGGACCGGUAGUAGGACACGGACACGGGCAGGUAGUAGAACACGGACCGGUAGUAGGACACGGACACGGGCAGGUAGUAGGACAUUGGCAGGUAGUAGGACACGGGCAGAUAGUAGGACACGGACACACGCAGGUAGUAGAACACGGGCAGGUAAUAGGACACGGACCAGUAGUAGGACACGGACAAGGGCAGGUAGGAGAGGUAUAGGACACGGACCGGUAGUAGGUGACUCAGACAGGUGGUAGGACACGGACACACACAGGUAGUAGGACACGUACAGGUAGUAGGACACGACACACGGACAGGUAGUAGGACAGGUAGUAGGACACGGACACACACAGGUAGGACACGGACGGGUAGUAGGCGACACGGACGGGUAGUAGGCGACACGGACGGGUAGUAGGCGACACGGACGGGACGGACGGGUAGUAGGCGACACGGACGGGUAGUAGGCGACACGGACGGGUAGUAGGCGACACGGACGGGAAGUAGGCGACACGGACGGGUGGUAGGACCCGGACACGGACGGGUGGUAGGACACGGACGGGUGGUAGGACCCGGACACGGACGGGUGGUAGGACCCGGACAGGGUGGUAGGACCCGGACACGGACGGGUGGUAGGACCCGGACAGGGACGGGUGGUAGGACCCGGACAGGGACGGGUGGUAGGACCCGGACAGGGACGGGUGGUAGGACCCGGACACAAACACACUUUCCCCCACCACUACUUUUCCUCUUACUGUAAUUUUCUCUUUUCUUCAGUCUCCUCAUCUCUGUAUUUCUCCACCCUGUCUAAUCCUCUUACUCUUUCUCUCCCUCCUUGUUCCCCUCCCUCUUUGUUCGAUGGGACAGUGUUUAGGUGUGUUCCAGGGCUGUAGGUGCUCUGUCCCCAUAUCUAAUAUCCCCCUCGUCUCCCUCUUUUGUCUUUCAUUCCUUCUCUCCAUAUCUUCCCCUGAAACUUCUCCUUCUGUCAGGUGAGAAGCCGUUUAAG